GGAACACUGAAACAUGUGUCGUGUUGUCUGAUAGCUGUCUUGAGUUGUCAGGUGUUUAUUUGAAAUAAAAUCUCUAUGAAAUAUUAAUCUAAUUCCAAUUAAAACCUUAUAAAAAAUCGUAGCAAGUCACAAUGGUGGUGUUGGAAGGCGAUUCCGGGGAUGCGAAACCUAUUUCCGCUGAAGAAAAUGAUAAAGAAGAAGUCAAGUCGCCGAGGCUUUUAACUUUAGAAAUUUUCCGCAUCACGAAGGAUGCUCAGCAACAGCAUGGCCUGCGCCACGGUGACUACCAGCGCUACCGAGGAUAUUGUUCAAGGCGCAUCAGGAGGCUGCGUAAAGUGCUCAAAAUACCCCAGGGUGACCGCCGUCACUACCGCCGACGUGACGUCACCACCGUCCACCUGACUGCCACGACGGCAGAGAGCCGCUUGCUCUGCGUGCCACUACUCCAAGCAGAGAGAGCGUGGGCCUACGCUAUGCAGUUACGCCAAGAAGCGAACACUGAGCCCAGGAAGAAGUUCCAUCUCGUGUCCCGGUUGAAGAAGGCGUUUGCUCAUGCUCAGACGCUACUGCAGUUAUGCGAGCAAAGUGGUGUCUGCGACGCUCGCACGCAGCUGGAGGCGGGCGCGUACGCGGCGUGGCUGGGCGGCGCCCUACUAGUGGAGCUACAGCAGUGGCGUGCGGCUGCCGAGAGCCUGCACCGCGCACAGCUCGUGCUGGAGAAACUCUGUGCCGCCCUGCCCGAGGAUGAGAGGACUGUGUUUAAGCAGAAGGUAGAAGAACUGAAGCCCAGUCUCCGCUACUGCGCGUACAACAUCGGCGACGAGUCGGCGGCCGGCGACCUCGUGGCGAUGCGCGGACAGGGGCUCAUUGAGAACCUCGAUACUCUCAUGGCGCAAGCUAAGGAGUCUCGCUCUGGCGUGAUGCAUGAGAUAGAAUGGCGCGGUCGACGAGUCACUGUGAGACCGGAAAAAGUGCGUCUAUUCCUUAUCGCAUUGCAAGAUCUAGACAAGUCCGUCGCCAGCGCAGAGACCGUACAAGCCAAGAUUGAUAUCCUCGAAAACAUCCUCAUGGAUUGCAAGGACGCUAUUUCAGCUAUUAAGGACGAAAUCAAAAGUGACCCCAAGCUUAAAUCGGCUUCCGAAACGCAGAUGUCUGGCAUCAACUACUUGCUUUCUUAUUUGAUGUACUUGCGUCUGAUGCGUACUAUUGAGAGGAACAACUUGCUCGUACAACAGGCGGAGGAAGCUCGUAAGAACAACAUACAGAUUGACGGCAAGAAGGUCCGUCCUCAAGACCUCACUCGGCUCUAUGAGAUCAUCUUGCAGAACUUCACUGAAUUGCAACAGUUGCCCGGAUUUGAAACUGAUGCGGCAUACCAGCAGGAAAUAGAGACCUUGACGAAGGCAUACCGUGCGUUCCGUUGCUACUACAUCGCUCAAGUGUUGACUGGGCUACGUCGCUUCCGAGAGGCACUCGCCAUGUUGGAACGUUGCAGCAACUACUCCGCCGAGUCGCUGGCCAGCAAGCUCAGCGACAAACAACUCGUGGACAAGUUGCAAAUAUUGAAGAAGGACAUAGAGAGCUGCAAAUUCGAAGUCCAUGCUGACUCCGUUCUUGAGGACGAUGAAGAAGACGAAGACACGAAGUAUACAUCAAGUGGUAGGUCUUACAAGGACAAGAAACCUCUCGUUGAUCGCUUGGACGAGUACAGGGAGGAUACUCAGGUUCUCACUAAGAACCCCAACAUCUACAAAAUGCCGCCGCCGAUGGAAGCCAUUCCCUGCAAGCCGCUAUUCUUCGACCUCGCUUGCAACUUCGUGGAGUUCCCGAACUUGGACGAUAAGACCGGCGCGGCGGACAGUAAGAAGCAAGGUGCAGGCCUUACUGGACUAGUCAAAGGUUUCUUGGGAUGGGGCAAAAGUGACAAGUAGAUAUAUACAUCCAUUCAUACAUAUUUAUACAGGUUCAUUGGUUUUAUUAUGUACCAGGAUUUGUUUUUAAAGGUUCAAAUUAUAUACAUCUAUAUAAAUAAAA
This is a messenger RNA of Helicoverpa zea (corn earworm), 2034 nucleotides long. RefSeq names its product signal recognition particle subunit SRP68 (gene Srp68). The record is from RefSeq and is a predicted model, not a curated record. The coding region runs from base 132 to 1931 and encodes 599 amino acids. Gene Ontology annotation, cellular component: signal recognition particle, endoplasmic reticulum targeting. Lineage: Eukaryota; Metazoa; Arthropoda; Insecta; Lepidoptera; Noctuidae. Gene Ontology annotation, molecular function: endoplasmic reticulum signal sequence receptor activity; signal recognition particle binding; 7S RNA binding. Gene Ontology annotation, biological process: SRP-dependent cotranslational protein targeting to membrane. The transcript is spliced from 6 exons.